AUUACAACAAGUUGCGAUCUCCAGUACUGGAGAUUCAGAUUCUUGUGCAUUUCAAUUAUGCUGGCAGAUGUAGUUUGCCGGAGUUUUAUUACGUUUGUAUGCAAGCCUAUUCAAAUAGAAAGCACACGCCGUGCCUUCUUUCAGGACUUUAUACUCGAUACCAAAGCAGGAUUGAUCAGCACAAGUUGCUGCUCGGAUCUGAGGAGCGAACGACCAUGGCGAAAUUAGAGAUUGAUAGAAUUCGUUGCCGAGCAAGCUUUGGGUUCCGCUACCAGGAAACCUACGUACUCACCAAUUCGCUGCGCAAAACCCAGUUUUUAGAUCUCAUUUGAUGUAGGGAAGUUAUCUCUUACUCCUGAGGAAGGGAAUGGAGGGAGAAUAUCGAAGAGAUCAGAGCAUAUCUCUACUGAUCAUCGUAGUCGUCGCCGUCCUGUCUCUCGUCUCCCUUACCCUCGCCUUCAGCUAUUACUGCUACAUUAGCAACAAAGUUGCCAAGCACCUCGAGUCCCUCAGCAAAUCGCCGAAGGAGGAGAGGGAAAAGGCGGCGCCUUUGAGCGGCAGUCGCAGCGGCGAAGAAGCGCCGGUGGUUGUGAGUGAGAGAGGUGUGCAGGUGUUCACAUACAAGCAGCUCCACUCCGCCACCGCGGGGUUCGGGAAGGGAAAUGUGGUGAGCCAUGGAAGCUCUGGGGCCGUGUACAGGGGAGUGCUCGCCGACGGGCGCGAGGUUGCCGUGAAGAUCAUGGGCCGGCCCGGGAUGCCGGGAGAGGAGGAGUUCAAGUUGGAGGUGGAGUUGCUGACGCACCUUCGUUCCCCAUAUCUGCUGAUGCUGAUAGGGCACUGCUCGGAUGGCGGCCACCGCAUUUUGGUGUAUGAGUUCAUGGCUAACGGUGGCCUUCAGGAACAUCUGUAUCCUCGAGGAGGUUAUUGUGGUGGAACUUCGAAAUUGGACUGGCAAACUCGACUCAGGAUAGCCCUUGAAGCUGCGAAAGGUUUGGAGUACCUUCAUGAGCAUGUCACUCCGCCUGUCAUUCAUAGAGACUUCAAAACCAGAAAUAUUCUUCUGGACCAAAAAUUCCAUGCCAAAGUUUCAUAUUUUGGCUUGGCAAAGCUUGGAUCUGAGAUAGCUGGAGGCCAUGUUUCCAAACGCGUUUUAGGCACACAGGGAUACGUUGCCUCAGAGUAUGCUUUAACUGGGAAUUUGACUACCAAAUCAGAUGUAUACAGUUAUGGAGUUGUUCUAUUGGAGCUGCUAACCGGUCGAGUUCCAGUGGAUAUGACUAGGCCUCCCGGGGAAGGUGUUCUUGUAUCGUGGGCUCUGCCUUUGCUCAGUGACAGAGAAAAUAUUGUUCAGAUCAUGGAUCCUGCGUUGGAAGGCCAGUAUUCUGUGAAGGAUGCUGUUCAGGUUGCUGCCAUUGCAGCCAUGUGCGUGCAGGCAGAAGCUGAUUACAGGCCUUUAAUGGCUGAUGUGGUCCACUCACUCCUUCCUCUCGUGAGGAAGAGAUCAUCUGCCAAACACUUCUGAGUAUUUGUGAGCCAAUUCCUUUAGUGGAAUCCUAAGCCAAAUCUUUGUCAUGUCUUGCUUCUAGUUUAAGUUAGAACCCUCCUCGGCAUCCAAGUCUUUGUUUAACCUCAAACCUGAGUUGCUGAGCAAUUGAGAUCCAUUUAGCUGUACGCAAGUAUUUGUUUAACCUCAAACCUGAGUUGAUGAGCAAUUGAGAUCCAUUUAGCUGUA
Messenger RNA from Musa acuminata AAA Group (dessert banana), 1732 nucleotides. RefSeq names its product probable serine/threonine-protein kinase PBL7. The record is from RefSeq and is a predicted model, not a curated record. Gene Ontology annotation, biological process: protein phosphorylation. Gene Ontology annotation, molecular function: protein kinase activity; ATP binding. Lineage: Eukaryota; Viridiplantae; Streptophyta; Magnoliopsida; Zingiberales; Musaceae. Bases 368 to 1522 code for a protein of 384 amino acids. The transcript has 8 exons.